Messenger RNA from Amphibalanus amphitrite, 1661 nucleotides. RefSeq lists its product as uncharacterized. Gene Ontology annotation, molecular function: nucleic acid binding. The record is from RefSeq and is a predicted model, not a curated record. NCBI's taxonomy places the organism in Eukaryota, Metazoa, Arthropoda, Thecostraca, Balanomorpha, Balanidae. The transcript has a single exon. Bases 401 to 1411 code for a protein of 336 amino acids. Gene Ontology annotation, biological process: DNA integration.
GCGAGCGCCCGUACAAGAUCCUGUGCCAGGAGACGAAGUUGGCGAAGAUGGAUCAGUAGCACAGGUGUGUACCGUCAUCAACGCCGAGCUUGACGCCACAGACACCGACGUUCGACUAGAUGAGGUACGCCGUGCCGCCCAGUACGACCCUGAGUACCAGCUUCUGGCACGCACCGUUAAAGAAGGAUUCCCCUCAGCCAAACACGAUCUGCCGGAGCCCAUACGUAAGUACUGGCCCGUACAUGACCGCCUGACGAUCGAUGAGGGUCUGGUCGUAUGUGGAUGUCGCCUUGUCAUCCCACAGGCCCUUAGAAGGACGACGCUGACAGCACUCCAUGACGGUCAUCUCGGGAAGGAGCGGACGAAGAGCAGGGCCCGCCUUACCGUCUACUGGCCCGGGAUGGACGCAGACAUCGAGAACGUGACGCGAGGCUGCGAGCGAUGCCAGCGGGAGCUUCCGUCUCAGCAACGGGAGACCAUCGUCCACCAUCAGCCUACGCAAAGACCGUUUCAGUGCCUCGAUCUAGACGUCGCUGAGCAUGCUGGCCGUAAGUACCUCAUCGCUGUCGACGGCUUCUCUGGAUGGCGUUUUAUCAAGCCGCUAGGGACCAGUGCUCAUACGCAGAAGUUGAUGUCCGCGAUGCGUGAAAUCUUCUGUCAAGUUGGCGUGCCGGAAGCGAUCAUGUCUGAUGGAGGGCCCCAGUUCACUUCGGGUGCAUUCCGGGUGUUCCUUCAGCAGUGGGGCAUCAAACACCGCAUGUCUUCCCCCCACUACCCCCAGUCGAAUGGGAGGGCUGAGGCGGCAGUGAAGUCGGCCAAGAAAUUGAUUCGGUGCUGCUGGGAUGAUUCCAGGUGCUGCCUCGACGAGGAGAGAUGGACCAGAGGCGUGCUCCAGCAUCGGAACACACCCGGACCGGGAGGCCGCUCGCCCGCCCAGAUCGUCUUCGGUCGGCCAGUCCGAGACGUGCUCCCCGCUCACAGACGCAGCUUCGCUCCGGAGUGGCAACUCACCGCUGAGCGAGCCGAGGCAAAGCUGUCUGAGCAACAGCAACGCGCUGAUGACAUCUACAAUAGGCAGGCGAGGGAUCUGACACCCCUGACUGUCGGAAACCAAGUCGCCAUUCAAGAUGAUCGGACCAAACGCUGGGACCGGCACGGCAUCAUCUGUGACGUUGGCCCCCAUCGGAGGUACUUCGUUCGUCUGAGCAACGGACGGGUGCUGACGCGGAACCGCCGGCACCUACGACGACGCUACGGACACGCCAUGCCGGAGGAACUAACGCGAGAGCUCCCUUCAGCAGCGCCGACGUCCGGUGGCCCUGCCGUCGUACCGGCUCCGGAGAACGGUGGUACCUUGCGAAGGUCCACCCGCACCCGGCGUCGGCCUGUGAGGCUGAUUGAAGAAAUAUGAAUCGUUCGCACGGCUCGGGGGAAGGGGAGAUGUUGUGAUGUUAUUUGGUCCCGCUCCACUGUGCGGCUCGGUUCGCCCUGCCUGGUCCCGGCGUCCCGGCCGGCCAGUCACGUGACCGCCCGAGGACUCGGGUCACCGGCCGCGGUGGCCGGCGCGGCGGCGGGGAGUUGGACACAGGACGCGGUCACGGACGGACGCGCGCUGCGUCAUGCUUUGUUUGGCUUGCAUUAUCAGUAUAAUAUAACUUACG